Molecule: messenger RNA, 225 nt
Organism: Mesorhabditis belari
Lineage: Eukaryota; Metazoa; Nematoda; Chromadorea; Rhabditida; Rhabditidae
Source: the annotation of a GenBank genome assembly
AUGCAGCCAACGAACUGUCUCCGAACUCGUCCCUAUCCAUCGUCUGGAAUUAGACUCGAGUUGUCGCCAACCACAUCUUCGAAUAGCUAUGAAUUGCGUUCAAAACGCUCCCCGGGAUACGUCUCAUCUCAUUCGUAUGGACUCGAAACUUCGGCUGCUAGUAGUAUGCCACCAAAUGCUGAGGCACUCAUCGGACGUUCCCGAGCCCUUAAGAAGAAAUACACU